This is a messenger RNA of Dryobates pubescens (Downy woodpecker), 1925 nucleotides long. RefSeq names its product insulin like growth factor binding protein acid labile subunit (gene IGFALS). The record is from RefSeq and is a predicted model, not a curated record. Gene Ontology annotation, cellular component: plasma membrane. Lineage: Eukaryota; Metazoa; Chordata; Aves; Piciformes; Picidae. The transcript has 2 exons. Bases 62 to 1894 code for a protein of 610 amino acids. Gene Ontology annotation, molecular function: protein binding.
CAUCCCUGCGCAGUCGGCGGGGCCCGGAGAGCCCAGAGGGAGCUCGGCCCUGCCUGCCACCAUGAGCACAGGCAAAGCGGGCAUCGCCCUCCUGCUCGCCCUGGCCCUGCUGCUAGCCGCCGCCUCCCAAGCCCCUGGCGGGGAGGCGCCGAAGGAGCAGGGGGAGGCAGAGCCCCCUCGCUGCCCCGGCGCCUGCGCCUGCAGCCUGGACGAGGACAGCGAGGAGCUCAACGUCUUCUGCAGCGGCCGCAACCUGUCGCGGCUGCCCGCGGACCUGCCGCCCAACGCCAAAGCCUUGUGGCUGGACGGCAACAACUUCACCCUGCUGCCGGCCGCCGCCUUCAGGAACCUCUCGGGGCUGGACUUCCUGGACCUGCAGGGCUGCCAGCUGGCCGGGGUGGAGCAGCACGCCUUCCACGGGCUCCGCAGCCUCUUCCACCUCCACCUGGAGCGCAACCGCCUCAAGCACCUGGCCCCCCACACCUUCCUGCACACCCAGAACCUGGUCUCCCUCAGCCUCAACAACAACCACUUCAGCAAGGUGGAGGAAGGGCUCUUCGCCGGCCUCUCCAACCUCUGGUACCUCAACCUGGGCUGGAACUCCCUGGUGGUCCUGCCCGACAAGGUCUUCCACGACCUGCCCAACCUGAGGGAGCUGAUCCUGGCGGGGAACAAGCUGCCCUACCUGCAGCACCAGCUCUUCUGCAGCCUCACCGAGCUGAAGGAGCUGGACCUGAGCGGCAACGCGCUGAAGGGCAUCAAGCUCAACGUCUUCGUCAAGCUGCAGAAGCUGCAGAAGCUCUACCUGAACCACAACCAGAUCACCGCCAUCGCCCCCCGCGCCUUCAUGGGCAUGAAGGCCCUGCGCUGGCUGGACCUCUCCCACAACAGGCUGGUCUCCCUCUUCGAGGACACCUUCCUGGGCCUCCUCAGCCUGCACGUCCUGCGCCUCUCCGCCAACUCCAUCGCCGGCCUCCGGCCCAGGACCUUCAGGGACCUCCAGUUCCUGGAGGAGCUGCAGCUGGGGCACAACAGGAUCCAGAGCCUGGCCGAAAGGACCUUCGAGGGGCUGGGCCAGCUGGAGGUGCUCAGCCUCAACCACAACCAGCUGCAGGACGUCAGGGCCGGCGCCUUCCUGGGGCUGCACAACGUGGCCGUCAUGCACCUCUCCGCCAACUGCAUCGAGGCCCUCCCCGACCACGUCUUCAAGGGGGUCACCAAGCUGCACAGCCUCCACCUGGAGCGCAGCUGCCUGGGCAGGGUGAGGGCCAAGACGUUCUCGGGGCUGCGGGGGCUGCGGCGCCUCUUCCUGCAGCACAACUCCAUCGCCGCCAUCGAGGAGCAGAGCUUCGGCGACCUGCGCGAGCUGCUGGAGCUGGACCUCAAGCACAACCGGCUCAGCCGCCUGGCCCCGCAGCUCUUCCAGGGGCUCAGCAACCUGGAGUACCUCUUCCUCUCCUCCAACCAGCUCCUCGAGGUCUCCCGCGACGCCUUCAGGCCGCUCCAGAGGCUCUUCUGGCUCGACCUCUCCCACAACCGGCUGCAGGCGCUGGACAGCGAAGCCAUCUCCCCCCUGGCCAACCUGCGCUACCUCAGCCUCAGCAAUAACUCCCUGGAGACCUUCUCGGUGGGCUUCCUCCGCCCCUCCUCCUUCGCCCUGGAGCAGCUGUGGCUGGGGGGCAACAACUGGCACUGCAACUGCUCGCUGCAGGGCCUGCGGGCGUUCGCCCUGCGGCACGCGGCGGCGGUGCCCCGCUUCGUGCAGUCGGUGGCCGAGGGGGACGACGGCCACCCGCCCGUCUACACCUACAACAACCUCACCUGCCGCCACCCCCCGGCCCUGGCGGGCCUGGACCUGCGGGACACCGCCGAGGACAGCUUUGCCCACUGCUGAGGAGCUCUUCUCCCUGCCUGGGGAACGUUUC